GCAGCCCGGGUGACGAAGAUGGUGCUCAUCAAGGAAUACCGUGUAGUGUUGCCGGUGUCUGUCGAAGAGUAUCAAGUAGGGCAGCUGUACUCUGUGGCUGAGGCCAGCAAGAAUGAGACGGGAGGAGGAGAAGGAAUUGAAGUACUGAAGAACGAACCCUACGAGAAGGAUGGGGAGAAGGGACAAUACACACAUAAAAUAUACCAUCUAAAGAGUAAAGUCCCAGGGUACGUGAAGAUGAUUGCACCAGAGGGAGCAUUAGUUUUUCAUGAAAAGGCCUGGAACGCCUACCCGUACUGUCGCACCAUUGUGACGAACGAGUACAUGAAGGACGACUUUAUGAUAAAGAUUGAGACGUGGCACAAACCUGACAUGGGAACAGUAGAAAAUGUCCAUGACCUGGACGAGCAGACGUGGAGGACUGUGGAGGUGGUUCCCAUAGAUAUUGCAAACAAAGAAGAAGUGGCGUCUGGGGACUAUAAGCCAGAAGAAGACCCCGCUCUUUUCCACUCUGCCAAGACAGACAGAGGACCUCUGGGCCCUGAAUGGAAGAACGAGCUGAAGACAGACUGUCCUUACAUGUGUGCGUACAAACUGGUCACCGUCAAGUUCAGGUGGUGGGGUCUGCAGACCAAAGUGGAAAACUUCAUCCACAGGCAAGAAAAGCGUAUUUUCACCAACUUCCACCGCCAGCUGUUCUGCUGGAUCGACAAAUGGGUGGGUCUGACCAUGGAGGACAUCAGGCGGAUGGAGGAGGAGACUCAGAAAGAGCUCGAGGAGAUGCGUCAGAAGGGAGAUGUGCGAGGGACCUCUGCAACAGACGAGUAGAGGCCCGUCACUGUAGGUCAAACACUAGAGGCAGGCUGACUGCGUAAAACAGGUCCGAUUCGAGGCACCAGUGCUGCUCAUGAGCAAUGAGGCAAAUCAACCAAACCCUGUCACGAUGAUGUCAUCCGAGACACGUCCACCACGAUGAGGAAGUGGCCCUGACGUCGCCUCUUCUCUUCCUGUCUCACAUGAUUCAUUGGGGGGUUUGACACGAUUGGUUAACAGUACUGUACAGAUCCUACCCCAAUCACAAGCCUCCUGUUCACCCCGAAAAUAAAAAAACAUGGUUUUGCAUACAUUUAAAAAGAAAAAAGAAAAAAAAAAACUCUUUGCACAGAACGUUAAUUGCCUGAUAUGUAAUUGUUAGUUUAUUAUUACAAUGGGCUUUGUUUUUAUUCAGGUGUGUAAACCGUGACUCAGAAAAGUCAAGCCUUUUAAAUUAAUUAGAAUGUUGUUUUUAGCGAAACAGAU
Messenger RNA from Seriola dumerili (greater amberjack), 1299 nucleotides. It is a transcript of the gene pitpnb, whose product is annotated as phosphatidylinositol transfer protein beta isoform-like. Gene Ontology annotation, cellular component: cytoplasm. The transcript has 12 exons. Gene Ontology annotation, biological process: phospholipid transport. The coding region runs from base 19 to 828 and encodes 269 amino acids. The record is from RefSeq and is a predicted model, not a curated record. Lineage: Eukaryota; Metazoa; Chordata; Actinopteri; Carangiformes; Carangidae. Gene Ontology annotation, molecular function: phosphatidylinositol transfer activity; phosphatidylinositol binding; phosphatidylcholine binding.